Molecule: messenger RNA, 7339 nt
Organism: Anoplopoma fimbria (sablefish)
Lineage: Eukaryota; Metazoa; Chordata; Actinopteri; Perciformes; Anoplopomatidae
Gene: nudt2
Product: nudix (nucleoside diphosphate linked moiety X)-type motif 2
Exons: 3
Coding region: 172-624 (150 amino acids)
Biological process (GO): AMP biosynthetic process; ATP biosynthetic process
Molecular function (GO): bis(5'-nucleosyl)-tetraphosphatase (asymmetrical) activity
Source: RefSeq, a predicted model, not a curated record
AACAUUUCUCGGCGCACCACAGAGCUCCGCAGCGAUCCGAGCACGGUGACAAACAGACACAAACUAUUGACAAACUGCUUACAUUUUUAAAAAGUGAAGUAAGUAAGUACUUGUCAAACCUGCAGUCUGUGUUGAUGGAAGGCAGAACAGCGAGCAUUCUCAGUAAAGAAGAUGGCUCUGCGUGCGUGUGGAUUCAUAGUGUUUCGUCGACUAGCCAGUUGUGUCCCUCCACCAGACAACAUCGAGUACCUCCUCUUGCAGACCUCUUAUGGGGUGCACCACUGGACCCCACCCAAAGGUCAUGUGGAUCCAGGUGAGGAUGACCUCACCACAGCUCUGAGAGAGACCAAGGAGGAGGCGGGACUGGGGGCGGAGCAACUGCAGGUGAUUGACGACUUUGUGCAGGAGCUGCGCUACGAGGUGCGAGGCAAACCCAAAGAGGUGCUGUACUGGCUGGCCGAGCUGAGAGACCCAGGAACAGCAGUGACUUUGUCUGACGAGCACCAGGACUACCGCUGGGCCCGGCUGGAGGAAGCUUGCGCUUUGGCCGAGUACAAAGACCUGCAGGACACGCUGAGAGCAGCACACAGACACCUGGAGGGUCAGCAGGACAAACAGCAAUGAACCAGGAUGAAGACUGUGCAGAAGGGAUGAUUAAAGAAGGGAAAGCUUCCAAGUUGGUAGAGCUACCAAAUUGGUAGAGCACCCAUUUUGACAUUGUGUGCAAUUCAUGUGAUUGAUGAAUAAGUCUCUGCCAGGUUCAAAUACCGUUGGGUUAAACACUUUGUCUCUACAGAUCUGUAUAAUUUAAGUCUUAUUAGAUUUCCUUCUCUCAAGAGAAAGCUGAGUAGGGAGUAAAAGAAUCAGUGCUUGAAAACCAAUAACUGAUUUGAUCUUAGUCACUGCACAAAACCCAAAACAAGUCAUGUGUUAUGAGGUUAGCUAUAUAAAUAUCUUAAUGUUAAUAAACUAAACACAAAAGUUAGUGUAGGAGAAAAGCAAGGAGAUUGACACCCACUUAUCAGUCUUUGGUACUCAGUGGAGCAGCGUCAACCUGAAGAGAAUGUUUUCAUACACUUUUUAAUUCAAAUGUAUUGAAAUAAAUGGAGAAAAAUAAAUGUGUACCUGGAUACAUCUAAAACCUUAAUUUAAAAUGUGAAAAUAUAUAUACAAGGUGCACUCAUAACAAAAAAAAAAAAACACUAAAAAGACACUAUCCAAUACUUGAGACAAAAACAUUGCACAAGCAAAAUGAUGAAUUGGAUAAAAUGAAACCGCAAGCAGUAACUGUUGCCACUGGGUGGCGACAAAACCAAGAAACCUGAUGGUGAUCAUUUGCAACUAUGGACUAUAAAAUACUGUGGAAAUACCAAUCAGCUCAGUGACUGCCUUCAGGCUUUUUCCUUUUUUUAUUUACAGUUCUCAGCAUCCCAAGAAACACAAGGUACACCUUUUAUUGCAAAUGAGUUCCUGUCCAGAAAUGAAAAGCCAAUAAUGGGGAUAAUUUUAUUAUGUUCGAAACAAUGGUCAUACAAUUUAAGAGAGACCAUUAUUAUGCAAUGAUUCUGGGUGAAUGUACAUAUUAUCAUAAAAGUCAAACAAUGAACAUAAUGUUCAUUUUUUGCAGGGAUGCUCUACUAAACUAUAUAUUAUAUAGACCUUAGUAUACUAAUGAAAACAUUUGCGAACAGGCUGAAUUACCAAAUCAGGAAUUAGGUUGUGGACACUUGAGACAUUACCAAGUCUUGUUUACUCUUCAUGGCUUGAGUACUUGACUGAUGAAGGACUAGUUAAGCGAUUACUCAGUAAAAAAAAAAAAGCAACAAGGGAUUUAAGACAAACAAUAAUGUCACUGAAACAAAUCACCAAGUCAUUCCUUAUUUUGAGAUGAGAUGAUUGAGCAGUUGGUUUUAUGUGCAGUCAGCCUGGACAUAAAUCAAUUAAUAAUCUGGGCAAAAUCCUAACAAUCAAUGUGUUUUGUUUUUUUAACCAACUCCUCAUCAUAUUGUUCAACAAGCAAACAGUGUUGUAAAAUCAUAGUGUACCUCAUCGAUGUAUUAUAAACCUGAAAAGCAGUAACUAGCACACAUAUUUUAUCCAAAGUGCUUGUUCUGUCACAAGCAUAUGGUGAAAUUCAAGCGGGACUUCAAACUUGAUCCUGGUCACUGGCGCUGACAUAUUGUACUCGAUACAGGAAAGCUCUGCUCUCAAGACUAUGCUGCAGGAUUGCCAGCCUCUGCUGAAGGGUUGAAACGAGUAAUUAAAGAAACAAUUGUGUUCUUGCAACUCAUAAAGCUGAGUGGAGGCACUGACUUCAAUUAACUGCUAUUUGUCUUCUGGGUAUUUUAAGGACACACGAAACAGCAGUAAACUUGAGGUCAGUGUAAGUGCCUUUCUACUUUGACAAAGUAUACACAGUUUACUGUAAAGUCACACUGUGCAUUGAGCAAAAGCUGAAGUAUUGCUUGGAGACCCAUCAGUGCUUCAUUCAACCAGUAAUGAAUGUUGUGCCUGUAGAGCAGAAAAGCUCCUCUCCCUGUGAUAAAAGACAGCUAAUUGUUCUUAAUAGAGAAAACAGUUAUCUUCGUGAUUCAACAUUUCCUCGGCAACGUGGUAGUUUAUGUGUCAUCUUAUUAUAAGGUAAGCAAUAUCUCAAAAUGUUCUCAAUGCAUUCAGACUCAUUAGGACUUUUAAUUAGAGGGCAAUUGUGGACCAAAAUGUUGUACAAGCUUGGCCAUCAAGGAACCUUCAAGGGUCGGUUCACUAUGAAAGAAAUAACUACCAUACCACUUGUAGUAUUUAGCAAUCUGAAUUGUUAGUUUUUUUUUAGGUAUUCAUUUUUUAAAGAUUUCUAGUUCCACCUUAGUUCAGCGGAGCUGAACGGGAUUCUGUUUGUGGUGCUCAAAGCAUUGAAAGAAAAAAAAAUUGAACAGCAACGUGACUUUCCCAGAACCAUGUCACACUGUAAAAGGAUUUCAUAGGGACUAUUUUUAUAACACUUGUUGCUGUAGGAAUUUUGUUAAUGUAGUUUUCUUCCAAACAAAGUCCCUUUCAAAUCAGUUGUAUCAGAGUAACAGAGUGUAGGCAGAAAUCUCUGAUAACAACAUCUUGACAAAUUAAACCAAUAUGCAUGACUAGAUACCAAUAACAGUAUACUUUUUGUUAUUUGGGUGAACCAAGACUUUAAGCAUAUAAUCCAUUUACCCUAGCACAUUAAUUAUCUGUGUAGCUUGUAGUAGUGACCCGUUGUCAAUAGCACAAUAAUGUGAAAACCUUUCAACAGGCUUCAAUGACAUACCGUUUUAUUUUGAAUGAUUUCCCAACUUAACCACAAUGUCCCCAUUUGCAUAUCAAUCCUAUUUCUACUCCAAAAACCAACUCACUGUGUUGUCUGUUUUAAAUGACGUGUGGGCUUUGCAACAUAUAUCAAAGCUAAACAGCAAACAAACCCAACAAUGUAUAUAUUUUUACAAUAGAAACUUUAUGUGUGACAUUUGCAUCCUCACAAACACAAAAUGAUGCGGAAUAAAAUGACAUAAAAUCAAAGAAAAAGAAACAACAAGGACAGCAUUAACAUCAAUGUGUGGACGUAUUGUGGACACACGCAUGUCAGUCCAUUGUGUGUGUGGCAAUGCGAAGGUCCACACUUAAUAAAAAAUUCACACUUGUGCACACACACAUGCUCACACACUCAGAUUAAACAAACUAAAUUAUUUCAUUCAGGCCUUCGUAUGUAACAGUGUGAAUGGAAUAACAUGUCACUAUUUUAGACUGCAGUCCUUUUUAGUGUGUAAUUUCUUAGGUUGGGAUUUGGGAAUUAUCAUCAUCCCUCAGAGAAAAUAAAUGUUGGUUGAUCUCUUCCCUCUAAAGGCCUCCUGAGUUGUUCUUCACCUGCCCUCCUAUAAAAACAAAGCAUACAUUAAAGUCAAAAAAGAGGAGGAUUUUAAGAUUGAAGAUCUCUCAACUGAUUAUUGGGCAACACUAUGCCACAACUUCAAUCUUAACAAAACAAUUCUAAAAAUGCUGAUUCAGAUUUCUAAAUUCAUGAUGGAAGGAAAUUGUUGUGAAUGUUUUAAUUUUGGGAAAUAAGCUUAAUAACUUUCUUGUCUAGAGUUAGAUGAGAAGAUUGAUGUCCUUCUUUUGUGUGAAGCUAAUCCGUGAAGCGCAUUAAGUGGGAAGCUAAAGCCAGCAGCCGGUUGGCUUAGCUUAGCUUAGCACAAAGACUGGAUACAAAAGGAAACAGCUAGCCCGGCUCCAUCCAAAAUCAGACUACAGAAAGUCACUUCUCCUGGCCAAGAUAUUUGAUAUAAUCAGGCUAAGCUAACCAGCUAAUGGCUGUACCUUUAUAUCAAAAAGGAAUAGUUGGCCAUUUCGGGAAAUACACAGUAAUGUGCUUUCUGUCAAGGAGUUUGAUGAAAAGAUUUACAACUCUUUUGUCUGUCCGUUAAAUACUAAGCUACAGCCAGAAACUGGUCAGCCAAGCUUAGCAUGAAGCCUGGAAACAAAGAAAACAACUAGGAUGGAUCUGUCAUAUGGUAUCAAAGUCAGCCUACCAGCACCUUUAAAGCUCAAUCAAUAAGACUUUACAUCUUGUUUGUUUAUUCUGCACAAAGCCCUGAGUGUACAAACAACAAUUUGCUGUUUUAAGGGGGUUUCGUGGUGGACUAUUUCUUGGCAGUAAAGAGUCCUGGAAGGUACUACUCUCAGCCAAGAAAGGGUUCAACACAACCUCUGCAAAACAACGAAUAUACAUUUUUACGCUAAGGGUUUUGUACAGAUUUAAAUAGGGCUGUCCUCGACUAAACAAAUUCUUAGCUGUUGAUUUAAAAGACAGAUCUGCAAAACUGAAUUUCUCUACAAAGAAUCACAGAAAAGCACCACUUUAAAUCUUGUGUUAACUGGAGAUGUGCUCAUGAGGACGUCAGCAUGAAAAAAGCAAAGAAAUUCGACUCACUGUCAAAGGAAAAUUUUAGUCGAGUAAGAUAAAAAACCCAGAAAAGUCGACUAAUCGACUAAAAUGGGGUAGCCCUAGAUUAAACAAACAAGAUAUUGCUAGACGGAGCCAAAUUAACCGUUUCACCACUUUCCAGUCUUUGUACAAAGCUCAGCCAAACGGCGACCGUCCGUCGUUUCAUAUUUAACUCAUUAGAGUGGUUUAGAUCUUUUCAUCUGAGCCACAAACAUAUUACCCCAAUAUGUCAGACUAGUCCUUUAGCAGAUGCCAAUGAGAUUGGUACAUUUAAUUUCUAUGAUUUUACUUCUUCUCUAUGUGUUGGGGGAUGGGCAAAAAAUGGGGACCACCUCAAGAGAAGUUCAGAAUUUGUGGCAUUUAUCUCCCUCAUGUUGUGCCUUGAUAUCGAAUCCAUAAAUGAUCUGGUUCAGGAGUGCGUUUCCUCACCCGGUCAUCCCCAGAAUCCAGUCUCUGUGAGCGUCCAAAGCACAGAGCCAGGAGGAAAUGUUUCACUCCUCUGGCGUCAUAUUAAAAUCCAAAAGGUAUCUCUUACAGAGUUUAUUCUAACAGCUUUAAAUCCAGCACACGCUGCCAUUGCUCCACAGUCUUCAGAAUGAAUGAUCGUUGGGCUGUACUUGGUGUCCUUGGCAUAAAAUCCAUCCAUUUAAAUCAAAUGUUUGCGCAGUGCUCUGUUAUGUUGAAAAGGGCAACAGAUUCAUACCUCCAACCAUAAAAAAAACCAAACCCAAAUAGUUUACUUGAUGCCGCACAAGUAGUAUUAGUCACAUUAUGUUCAGUGUGUCCAAACGUUUAAUACUCAGAGGGUGUUUUCUUUUUUUUAAAUCAGUCAAAUCCUCAGCCAGGUCAGUCUUCACCAAAACAGCACUAGAAUACAAUGUUUCCUCAACUGGACAAAGUCCAAGAGGUCAUUUGGGGAAAAAAUUCACUGGUGAGACAGAAGUUCCAGAGAAAGGAACAGGAAAACCCUGACAUUGUAGUCAAUGGAUGAAUAGUAAAUGUACAUAUCCACACACAAACACACACGAAUAACAGGCAAUCAGUGUCAUAUUCAUUCAAAUGCAAAUGUGUCGCUAAGCUGCAUGUUGAUUUUGUCCCUGUCGAUAAACAGACUCUGGAUGUGGUGUAGCACAGUAACAACGUCCAAUUUUCACAAAGUCGCAUUUAAGCUCGAGUUGGCUCAAAAACAUAACUUUUUCACAUCUUUCGCAACAUAAUGUGAGCAUUUUUUCUCAAGAAGAAAGUCCCUACUGGUGCAUUUAGAUGAUUUUAAUCCAACUCAAGCCAACCAAAAAGAAAUCAACUUUAAGGACCUAAAUCAAGACCAACAGCAACACUCAGUCACGUGUAAACACGCUGGCGGUGGGUUUUGGAGACUUUUAUUUCACUCCCUGCCCUCUACAACCACCCAAUGAUGCAGAAAGAACUAAAAGGAGGUGGAGGUGAGGAGCAGUUUGUGUGUUAAGUUUCUCUUUGACUGGUUUUUCUCUCUCCCUGAGGUAUAAGAGGCAGACAGAAGUGUAGGAGGCGACGUGAGAAAAAGGUCUAGACCUUGUCCCCCCCCCAACCAAAUGACGUUGCUUUAAGGGGCUCAUGAGGGAGCAGCCAUGAUGGACACUGCUGAAGGUGGCGCCAAGAGGAUGGAGUCACGACGGAGCCUGUGUUUGCAAUUUUGAGUUGACUGCAUCAGUCGAACAGACAGGCGUGUGAGGGAUAGAGAUUUUCUGUCACUGAUGGACAAUGACAGGACAAGCUGGCCAGCUCAUCGACCAGUUAAUGAGCCAAACAGCAGAGUGUCCAUCGGCCAGACUGUCUGAGUCCCUCCCAGAAAAAUACAGGGGACAAAAAGUCAGGGAGGACAAAAUGUCAACCAACUAAACAAAAGAAGUACAUCAAAAACAGCAACUAGUAAAGACAUGGUGGAUAGAGACAAUCUUUUAACACAAAACCACACAAUCUGACGCGGACUAGCCAGACAAAGAGCCGGCCGGCUACAGUGGGGUUCAAGACACCACCACGAGGACAGUUUGAUUCCAUCAUUUAUCAAGAACUAAGACAAUUUGUUUACUUUGCUCAAGGUUAUUUAGAACUUAUAAGUGUGAUUUUCUAUCUUUGGGAAAUGCUUGUAAUAAAUUAAAAUACUGGUGUGUUUUUCCUCACCAUGUAUGCAAAUGUUAACACAUGUAUGCUCCAACACAAUGUUAAUUAUUGUGUUUUUUAUAUGACGAAUGAAAUGUUACCGACAUUAAUGCAUGAUCAUUAAAAAAAUUGCUCUGAUUAAAAGGCUGGAAAGACUUUCACCAAACCGAGUUAUUCUCAUCCACAAAAGGACAAGACUGAACUGGAGAUGGCACUAUGGUUUAAAGCAAA